Molecule: messenger RNA, 2313 nt
Organism: Linum tenue
Lineage: Eukaryota; Viridiplantae; Streptophyta; Magnoliopsida; Malpighiales; Linaceae
Source: the annotation of a GenBank genome assembly
AUUGCCAUCCCUAUUUGCGGGUGUGGAAGGCAGAAUGGAGACGUUGCGCAGUUGAAAGCCGCGGAAAGGAAGUGAAGUGUAGAGUGAGAUGAGAUCGUCUACCAACUUCCUCACAGUUGAAUCGAUCGUCCGUCGGCACUGAGAGAUAGAGAGAUUAAGAGUCUCAUCUCCUUGACUCCUUACACCUGAAAGCUUUCUCCUCUCGCAGUCUUGCUCGCAAUUCAGUAAUGGCGAAUUCUAAACUUGGCAUCCCUCUGCUCCGCCGUCUGCGGGAAACAGGAACGAGAUGGAUGUCAUCACCCGCUGCCGGGACCAGAUUCGCCGCGCUGUGGGGGAACGGUGAUUAUGGCAGGUUGGGAUUCGGUAAUUUGGAUUCUCAAUCAACGCCCAAGCCUCUUUUCCCGUCAUCCUUCCGAGACCAAACGCUCAAGUCUAUUGCCUGUGGCGGAGCUCACACGCUCUUCUUAACAGAAUCUGGGCAAGUUUUUGCCACUGGUCUUAAUGAUUUUGGACAACUUGGCAUAUCAGACAGCAGUAGUUAUGUGACGGAGCCGGUGCUAGUUUCAGGACUGGAGAAGGAAAUUGUGCAAAUUUCUGCUGGUUAUCAUCAUUCUGGUGCUAUCACAGUCGAUGGAGAACUCUAUGUCUGGGGAAGAAACUCAAAUGGACAGCUUGGUCUGGGAAAAAAGGCGGGAAAAUCAGUUUGUAUACCAACAAAAGUAGAAUUGUUGAGUGGGAUUUCCAUCAAAAUGGUAGCUUUGGCUUCGGAGCAUUCAGUUGCUGUUACUGAUGAUGGUGAUGCCUUGAGCUGGGGAGGAGGUGACUCUGGACAGCUUGGUCAUAGCGGUGAAGCAGGCAUUCUGGGAUUCCUGAAAAGCAAGAGUGAAUAUGUACCACGGCGCAUUAAGAAACUUGAGGGUUGUAAGGUGAAAAAGGUGUCUGCUGGCUUGCUUCAUACAGCAUGCGUUGGUGAAAAUGGAUCUGUUUUCAUAUUUGGUGAAAGAGCUGUCAGUAAAUUGCGCUUUGGAGAUGAAAAAAAUGCCAAUACCCCAUCCAUGCUUGAUAUGCUGCCAUCUUCUGAAGAAGUUGCAUGUGGUGGCUAUCACACUUGUGUUGUCACAGGUGCUGGAGAGCUGUACGCUUGGGGCUCAAACGAAAAUGGUUGCCUUGGUAUCGGGUAUUGUCGUUGAACCUUGAACACCAUUGAUGCCUUUGGUCUACCAGAAAAAGUCGAAGGACCUUUCCAGAAAUCAUCUGUCGACAAGGUAUCCUGUGGUUGGAAGCACACUGCGGCUAUAUCUGAAGGCAAAGUCUUCACCUGGGGUUGGGGAGGCUCUCAUGGAACAUUUUCAGAAGACGGUCAAUCUUCUGGAGGCCAAUUGGGACAUGGAAGUGAUGUAGAUUAUAUAAACCCUACGGUUGUAAAUUUCGGCGAAAAUGUGAGAGCUGUGCAAAUUUCAUGCGGGUUCAAUCACACUGGAGCCAUAUUGGUCAUGGAAGACUGAGACUGGUCAGAAUAUCUUAUACAACACAUUCAUUCAUUCACUCACUUACUCACUGACUUGAUAUAUAAGUACAUAGAUGUUGUAGUAAAUAAAUAAUCGUGUACAUUUGCAUCUUGUGUAGACAGGUUAAUGCAAAUGACUGUACAAACGGUUCUGUUGUGUAGUAAAUUAGUAACACUACUCAUUUAGAGCAGUGUUUUGGACCCCUACAUUGAUUUCUCACAGUCCAAAAACUGGAUGGAGCUUAGGCAAUACGAGGCACAUGAUCCGGUCACGUAGCUAAUCAGUUCAUACUAUUCUGCAAACUACACUGAAGCAGUACAUGAAUGAUCAUAGGAUCGGAAUUCGUAUUAACUGUGAUAUUUUUAAUGGUACACUAUUGCUUUUCUUCUCUGUUCUGUUACAAGGCCUUUCUUUCCCUUCAAACUGCCAGUUUCCUUGUCAUCUGACAGUUGGGCCUGGCUAGGGAGCAAAAAGAUUUACUCUAGGAAUCAAUAAUGUGCUUUUGUGAGUGUGAUCGACUCCUAUAUACCAAACAAAAAGAUUAGAAACAAGUAUCGUGAGAAGCUAAGGCAAUGUUAAUGAAGCAAAAAAAAAGCCGUGGUGACGAGCUUUGUUAAUCCGAGUCGAAUGAGGACUCGUCGUCUGGAUCCGGAACUCAGGAGAGGUUGAGAGCCAAUUGCUGCAGCAGGAUCUUCCGUUGCGAUGUGUUGAUGAUUCCUUUGCACUCUGCGUCCGCCAAUACUUCUGUCAUUAUCGCAACUGCGUGCCCUCUUGGCUCCUCCAGUGUUCUCCUCAACAUGAAAAC